This is a messenger RNA of Brettanomyces nanus, 2244 nucleotides long. RefSeq lists its product as uncharacterized. Gene Ontology annotation, biological process: carnitine metabolic process. The record is from RefSeq and is a predicted model, not a curated record. The coding region runs from base 1 to 2244 and encodes 747 amino acids. Gene Ontology annotation, molecular function: carnitine O-acetyltransferase activity. The transcript has a single exon. NCBI's taxonomy places the organism in Eukaryota, Fungi, Ascomycota, Pichiomycetes, Pichiales, Pichiaceae. Gene Ontology annotation, cellular component: cytosol.
AUGCCCACGUUUGACUCCGAACAAUCCCUUCCUCAAUUACCUCUUCCCCAGCUUCAGGAGACAAUUUCUCAGGCCCUAACAGCCAUUCAGCCUCUAAGUACUCCUGAGGAGUAUAGCGAUCUCAAGGCUAAAGCAGGUCUAUUUAUUAAUUCGAAUGCAGCUAAAACCCUCCAACUUCAUUUAUUACGUUGCGCUCAAGAUAAUUCUAAUUACCUCGACUCUGAUGGUAUCUCUGCUGCCACUGGCAAUGUCUACGGUACUCUAAGAGGUCAAACUUUACCUAGAAACCCUUUUUUCAUCCUUGAAGAUGAUCCUUUGAAAACCUUUACUCCUUCCCAGGCUUUCAGAGCUGCCCUUCUUACUGUUUCAGCUCUCAGAUUUGCCGUUUCACUUCGUCAGGAGAGCCUCAGUCCCGAUACUGCUCCGAAAAGCGGCAGACACCUUACCAUGGAGCCAUACAAAAACUUGUUUGGCACUACGAUGGUUCCCCAUGACGAAACUGAAGGUAUUGGUAUCAGCAUCAGUCGAUAUCCAGAGUCAAGACAUAUUGUGGUGAUGGCCCGCGGCCAAUUAUACACUUUGGAGGUACUUUCUCCGGAGAACAAUCAGAUCUGGUUUUCGAAAUUUGAGCUUACUAACCGUUUCAAGGAGAUUAUGGCUGAUGCAGCCUCUAUUGAUUCAUUGGAGGCAACUCGUCAUGCUAUUGGUACAUUUUCUACAGAAAUGAAGCCUACUUGGAGGUUUGCAAGACGUAGAUUAGAACAAACAAAUAAAGUGCAUAUGGAAGCGUUGGAUUCUGCCCUAUUUGUUGUUUGCUUAGACCAUGAAUCUCCAGCUACCGAUCCUGAGCGUGUCCAAUUUGCAUCGCAUGGUACUUCUCGUACUAAUAAUCAGGGUGUUCAGGUUGGUACUUGCACAAACAGACUAUACGACAAACUCUGCUUUGUGGUGACUCCAAAUUCCGUUGCCGCUUGCAUCUAUCCAGCUGCCAUUAUGGAUGGAACUACGGUUUUGAGAUUUCUCAGCGAUAUAUACACUGAUUCUGUCUUGAGACUGGCAAGGCAGAUCAACGGUUCUCAUUAUACACUCUGGAAGCAGACUAACACUGUACCAAUUAAUGAGGAGAUUGAAAAACCGAUUCCUCACAGACUUCGGUUUGAGCUGCCCCAGGACUUACAGGCUGCUUUGCAUUUAGCUGAAACAAGACUUGCUGAUAUCAUCAGCCAGCAUGAAUAUGUGUUUAGGACGAUAAAUUCAGUUGGAGAGACUUUCCUUUGUAAAAGAAUGUGUCUUCCUGCAGAUUCUCUUGUCCAGACCUGCAUUCAAGUGACGUACUACGCAUUGUACGGUCGCAUGGCCUCUACAGUAGAACCGGUCACUACACGUCGGUUUAGAAGUGCACGUACAGAGCCAGUUACCUCCCAGUCUGAAAAGAUGCGCAGGCUCUGCCAGGCCUUCCUAUCCCCUACUCCUGACGAACAAAAAUGGAGUCUGAUUUUAGAUGCAGUGAAUGAGCAUAGAGACAAGGUGAUUGCGGCCACACAUGGUAAAGGAUUUGAGAGACAUCUUUCGGCUCUCCGUGCUUCGUUUAUCCAGAGGAAAGUCCUCAAUCGACUGCAUCCAGAUCUACCAGCUAUUGGUCAGGGUGAAACAACGAUUCCUUCUUUCCUCUUUGACCCAUGUGUUGACAUGCUCUACAGGCCCGAAUUAUUGGCAGCAAACUGCGGUAAUCCCGCAUUGCAUAUGUUUGGAAUCACUCCUUCUAUUCCUACCGGGUUUGGUAUCGGAUACAUUAUCAAAGAGGACUCUGUGUCUUUUGUGGCAUCGUCACAAUGGCGACAAACUGACCGAUUCCUUGAUACAUUGGCUAGUGUUAUCACUGAGGUCAAGUCCCUCUGGAAGUCGGUUGUUAAUGGGGCCAGUGCCAGAAAGGGUAGCCAUGUGGGGAACAGGAGUGACCAAUUGCAAGGGUACUUGGAUUCGAUUCCCAUGUCUCUUGUAGCAUCGAACAAUUCGUCUUUGCAGAGACAAAAUGUUAGUGCCAAGAGAGAUGCGGAUACGACCAUUCUUGGCGGCUACGAUUACUUUGAUGUAACUGAGCUGAACUUAAGAUCGGAGUUGCAUUCAGAGUUACAAAGUCAGACGAUCUCACGCAACGGCUCAAGCUCCAAUCUACCUGGAAAUAGUAACGUUAAUGGUAAUGCGGAGGUUGGACGGAAGUUAGUGGUCAAUGAGGACUUGUAG